AUGAUACCCCUUCCCAUCUCCCUCACCCUCCUCGGGAGCGCCCUCCUCCUCUCCAACCUAACAACAGCAGAACCAACACCCGGCCCACCCCCCAUCACCCAACUCCUCGCCGAAUCCAACGCGACCUCCAACACCGUAGCCUCCCUCCUACCUCCCACGCUCGACCCCUGGUACCGAGCCCCAACAACGUACGACUGGGCCGCCACAGAACCCGGUACGGUCCUCAAGAUCCGCCGCGCACCCCAACUCAUCGCGGCUCCCGUCCCCCUCAUCCCCAACGCAUUGGCCGCGUAUCAUUUGUUGUACCGUUCUACUGAUAGUCGGUAUAACCCGUCUUGGGCUGUUACGACGCUGUUUGUGCCGCGGUCGCAGGCCCCCCCCCUCCUCUCCUACCAACUCCCCUACGAUACCUGCAACCCCAACGCCUCGCCCUCUUUCGCCCUCGCCCUCUCCUCCCUAACCGGCGAUCCCUACGGCGACAUCACCUCCGCCCUUUCCCUCGGCUGGCUAGUCGCUGUCCCCGACUACGAAGGACCCUUGGCUAGUUAUUCCGCUGGUGUGCAGGCGGGACAUGCGACGCUUGAUGGGGUACGGGCUGUUUUGGCUGUGGGGGAGGGUUUGGGGUUAGGUUUAGGGGGAAUGGAGAAAACGAAGGUUGCGUUAUGGGGGUAUAGUGGUGGAGCGUUGGCGUCGGAGUGGGCAGCCGAGUUAUCCGUGCAAUACGCCCCCAAACUCGGGGAAUCCCUAGCGGGCGUGGCAUUGGGGGGGUUAACGCCCAACGUGACGAGCGUAACAGGGUAUUUGAACCGCAAAAAGGGAGCAGGGUUGAUACCGCAGGGGUUGUUGGGGAUGGCUUCGCAGCAUCCGGAGGCAUAUGAAUGGAUUGUGGGGAGGUUGAAGCCGGGGACGGGGAGGGAGAGGUUUUUGAGCGUGAGGGGGAUGACGGGGGCUCAGGCGGUGAGAGCGUUUGAGUAUGAGGAUAUUUAUGGGUAUUUUGUGGGUGGAGAGGGGGAUUUGUAUGUGCCGGUGAUGAAGGGGAUGUAUGAUGUGGAUGGGUAUAUGGGGUAUCAUGGGGUGCCGGGGAUGCCGGUGUUUGUGUAUAAUGCUGUGAAUGAUGAGUUGAGUGAUGUGAGGGAUGUGGAUGCGUUGGUGGAGAGGUUUUGUGGUGUUGGGGCGAAUAUCUUGUAUCAGCGUAACUGGGUGGGCUCGCAUGAGGAGGAGUUGGUUAAUGGACGGGGGAGGGCGUUUCGCUGGUUGCGGAGUGUGCUGGAUGGGAGUUAUGGUGAGUUGUAUGGGACGAUGGGGUGUACCGUGCAGAAUGUUACAUAUAAUAUCAUGCCGUGGGCGGAUAAGAGCACGUCGGGCAAUGAUGGCGAGUAA
This is a messenger RNA of Dichotomopilus funicola, 1380 nucleotides long. RefSeq names its product secretory lipase-domain-containing protein. The record is from RefSeq and is a predicted model, not a curated record. Gene Ontology annotation, molecular function: triacylglycerol lipase activity. Lineage: Eukaryota; Fungi; Ascomycota; Sordariomycetes; Sordariales; Chaetomiaceae. The transcript is spliced from 2 exons. Bases 1 to 1380 code for a protein of 459 amino acids. Gene Ontology annotation, biological process: lipid catabolic process.